This is a messenger RNA of Microthlaspi erraticum, 414 nucleotides long. NCBI's taxonomy places the organism in Eukaryota, Viridiplantae, Streptophyta, Magnoliopsida, Brassicales, Brassicaceae. The record is from the annotation of a GenBank genome assembly.
AUGGAAAGGAAGCGGCAGGGAACAAACGAACCAAAACGGAUAUCCCAUAUCUCCAGAGAAAGAGAAAAAGUUAAAUCGAACCAAAGAGGAACCAACCAAACCAGAGUGAUCUCCUCAGAAGCUAUACGAAGCAAGGAUGGUGGAGCAAUAGUUGAAGCAGGUGGAAAACCAGAUCUGGAACACAUAUCUUGGGCGAAAAAGAAACCUCGUGGAGAUUACAGCCAAGCCACAUUGAAGAUACUUACUAUAGACCUGGAUCCACUAGCUUUAAGAUCACUUAUAUAUGACCAGAUCUGGAAGAAUAAACUUUCGGAGCAGCAGAUUCAGUUUCAUACAUGGAUUAAAAAAUCGGACUGGACCGGCCAGUCCGACCGGUUUAACCGGGAACCGGUGUCUAUCCCGGUUUGGUUUUAA